GUCACGUUAUAAUUUGCAAAAACGUUUAACAACACCCAAUUUCCCCCUAAUUUCUCACACCCACGGGCCACGGCCACCAUUUCAGCUCCUCCACUCGUUGCUUUUAUUUUCAAUUUUUUCAUUACUCAACUCCCUCUCUUUAGCUUCUUCUACCCAUCAAAUUACAAUCAAAAUUAAGCAAAUCAAAAGUCUAUUCUUCAAAUUCUAGACUAUUAGAAUAGAAUUUUCCAUUGAUUUUGAUCAAUUACAACAGUCAUGGCAGCAGCAGCAACAGCGGCAGCAGGGUCGGGUGGACAAAGAACAAUACUCAUAACAGGCGUAAGCCGAGGUUUAGGCAGAGCUUUAGCUCUUGAAAUGGCGAAACGAGGACAUUGUGUUGUUGGGUGUGGUCGUUCUCAAGAUAGAAUUGAUUCUCUUCAAGCUGAACUUCACAAUUCUCCUUCUUCUACUUCUGAAGAAUCCAAUCAUCUUCUUCUCAAUGUUGAUGUGAGGUUGAAUAACAGUGUGCAGGAUCUUGCUAAGUUACUUGUUGAGAAGAAACGGAUUCCUGAUAUUGUUGUAAAUAAUGCUGGCACCAUUAAUAAAAACAACACCCUGUGGGAGGUUCCAGCAGAAGAGUUUGACACUGUGAUUGAUACUAAUGUGAAGGGGGUUGCUAACGUGCUUCGUCACUUCAUCCCUCUUAUGAUCGAGAGGAAGCAUGGUAUCAUUGUCAAUCUGUCAUCUGGAUGGGGGCGAUCUGCUGCUGCUCAGGUUGCUCCUUACUGUGCUUCAAAAUGGGCAGUUGAGGGUUUGACUAGAGCAGUUGCAAAGGAGCUGAGUGGUGGUAUGGCAAUUGUUGCUCUUAGUCCUGGAGUGAUACAUACUGAGAUGCUCGAGUCCUGCUUUGGAAGUACAGCUCAUGUCUAUCCAAAGCCUGAUCAGUGGGCUCCGAGGGCAGCAACCAUGAUACUUAAUCUGACAUCUGCUGACAAUGGUGCAUCAUUAACUGUGUAAAGACUAAAGAGUAAAAGCUAACUUAACCAGUGUUUUUUCCUUAAAAAUAAUUGAAAUUUUGAUAGAUUGUAUAAUGCGUAAAUGGGACCUGUAUUAUUGUUCUCUUAUUGCUCAAUCUCUAUCUACGAGGAUCAUCAUUUGAAAUGCAACCACAGAUUUUCAGUACUGUGACUUAAAUUAAGCUUGACCUGUAAAUUUUGUUUUC
Molecule: messenger RNA, 1201 nt
Organism: Chenopodium quinoa (quinoa)
Lineage: Eukaryota; Viridiplantae; Streptophyta; Magnoliopsida; Caryophyllales; Amaranthaceae
Product: NADPH-dependent pterin aldehyde reductase-like
Exons: 5
Coding region: 256-996 (246 amino acids)
Biological process (GO): folic acid-containing compound metabolic process
Cellular component (GO): cytosol
Molecular function (GO): oxidoreductase activity, acting on the CH-OH group of donors, NAD or NADP as acceptor
Source: RefSeq, a predicted model, not a curated record